Branchiostoma belcheri (Belcher's lancelet) is the source of this 606-nucleotide messenger RNA. RefSeq names its product calmodulin-A-like. Gene Ontology annotation, molecular function: calcium ion binding; enzyme regulator activity. Lineage: Eukaryota; Metazoa; Chordata; Leptocardii; Amphioxiformes; Branchiostomatidae. The transcript has 5 exons. Bases 7 to 534 code for a protein of 175 amino acids. The record is from RefSeq and is a predicted model, not a curated record.
CAGAAAAUGUGGAAAACGGCAAAGAAAGUCCUGCCGCCGAUAAAUGCUCGUGAGAAGUCAGAAGAGAAGUUAGAAGAAAUAUUUGAUCUUAGCGCUGAGCAGAUAGCGGAGUACAGGGAGGCAUUCUCUGUGUACCAGGACAGUACCGACAGUACCGGUACUGUCACUGUGGACCGGCUGGGAAAAGUACUGGAAAGCGUCGGAGAGAAGUGUACUAAUGACGAGCUCACGGAUCUACUUGAGAGAGCCGACCUGCGCAUGUGCGAAAAGAUCGACUUCCGGGAAUUUCUCACCAUGAUGCAGAAAAGAAAGGAGGAGACAGACGCUUCUGACGUCAUCAGUGAAGCAUUUAUGCUAUUUGACACGAAUGGCGAUGGCUAUCUGGGUGCGGAGGAGUUACGUCAUGUGAUGACGUGUCUGGGUGAACAGCUGACAGACGAGGACGUGGAGAACAUGGUCCGAUUGGCCGACAUGGACGGGGAUGGAAAGAUCAAUUUCGCCGAAUUCGCUACCAUGAUGUCGUCAGAUCAGUAAAUAUACAAGCUCACAGCGUUUAAAACAAUGAAUGUCCACUAAAAUAAAACUUGUCAAGACAUACAAUGUAUU